Uranotaenia lowii is the source of this 1715-nucleotide messenger RNA. RefSeq names its product myb-like protein I. Lineage: Eukaryota; Metazoa; Arthropoda; Insecta; Diptera; Culicidae. The record is from RefSeq and is a predicted model, not a curated record. Bases 1 to 1122 code for a protein of 373 amino acids. The transcript has 2 exons.
AUGUUGACAUCCGCCGUACAGUCCGUGAUGUCAACGUCGCCGCCGUCGUCACCACCUACUAUAACAACAACAACAACAACAGCAGCAACAAUAGCAGUAGUACCACAAAUCAGCAAUACCCAGAACCAUCAUCAACAGCAGCAUCACUUAGCAGCAUCAUCAUCAUCGUCAUCAACAUCUUCUUCUAAUAGUUCUUCGUCGUCGUUGUCAUUAUUAUCAUCCCAAUCGCAACAACAGCAGCAGUGCUUGAUAUCAUCGCUUUCAACCGGUUCCGGUCCAGGCCUAAUUCGGCCUUCGUUGUCCUCAUCAACACAGCAACAGUCCAAAUCUCAAAAAGUUGUACCCUCAUCCUUGCUGAUCAAUCAUCUUACUACAGGCAACAGUAUCAACAACAACAACAACAGCAGCCACAAUGUCGGCGCUUCCGUUUCUCCGAGUAGAUCCUCGGCGGGAAGUGUCAGCCUGUUAAAACAACAACUGGCAUCCGGCCUGGACAAACUGUCCGGAACCACCAAUAUCGUCUCGGUUUCAUUGGUCGGCGGAGGCAAAAAAGCGAAGUUAUUCAACAAUGCUACUCCCAACUCAGCUGCUGCAGUCAACGUCAACGAUAUUGCCGCCGGUUUGGCCAAUGCUGUGGCAGCUGCGGUGGCCGAUGCCGUCACAGUGGCUACCAUCGGCCGAAACCUCAACAACAACAACAACAACCCCAAUAGCUACUCUCAACUUAGGCAACAGCUGGAAUCUGGACCGGCAAUGCAUCAGCAGCAUCCCCACCACUCGGAAUCGUCCGGUUCCGGUCAGAUUGUAAUGAUUGAAUCGUCUUCUUCAUCAUCGUCUCCAGCUUCGAUAGUGACGCUGACUCCACCACAGUCGCCCCGAAUGAUUGCUUCUGCUGCUGCUGCUACUACCGGGGAAAGUCAGCUGAAACAGUUCCUGAAUGGAGCAACCGCCAUUGGUGGCGGCAGUAACAACAAUCAUUCCCAACAGUAUCAUCAUCAUCACCAUCAGCAACAGCAACAAUCAUCCCAUGGCCAGCAACAGCAGCAGCGACAGCGACAGCAAUCGUGUGGAAGAAGCUUCCUGCAGCAGGCGGCCUCAUCCUCCGGAUCCGGGUUGAUCUGAAACCGAACUUCGCCGUAGACACCGUAACGCACCGACAUUCUGCUGUACUGUUGUUCCAUCGCACGCGAUUAUCUUUAAUGCCAUCUCGUCGUGGGUAGAGGAAGAGACACGUUGAAUUUUCCCAAACCACGUUGUGGGUAUGUUGAGUGUGGUUGCAGUGCCCUGUACUGUACAUUUAUUGUUGUCGUUGCCAUCGUUCCCCUAUUCCAACCGUGGAUGAAGAACGAAUUCGUAGGACUUGGAUGGAUGUUAACGUCUCAACAACUAAAGGACAAAAAUGCGGAACCGGUGGAAGUACUCUACAAAUUAGAAGAUUAAAUACAGACACAAAAGAAGGAAAAAACACAAAACAAACAAAAAGAAAACAGAAAAAGCAGUUCUUUGCUUAGGAAAUCUAGUUUCAAGAUAGUCUCUCGUUAGUAGGAUUCUCUUAGUAGUAGUGUGCGCGUACGGUAUUUGAUCCAACUACUAAUAAGCUCGAUUCCCGAUGGACAAAAUUUGUGCGUGUAAGUAUGAGUGUGAGAGAAAGAGAGAUUGUCGAUGAAUAAAUCUUAAAAAUUUACAGCGUAUAAAUGAAAAAAAAAAACAAAGAA